Haemonchus placei is the source of this 300-nucleotide messenger RNA. The record is from the annotation of a GenBank genome assembly. Lineage: Eukaryota; Metazoa; Nematoda; Chromadorea; Rhabditida; Trichostrongylidae.
GUUAUCGAUGACGAUUCGAAGUUGGCAAUCUCAUUGGAUGUCUCAAAAUUCAAACCAGAUGAGCUGAAAGUGAACAUCAAUGGGCGAACCCUGACUGUUGAAGGUAUGCAGGAAGUAAAGGAAGGCUCGAGUUUUACUGCCAGGUCAUUCUUCCGCCAAUGUUCUGUUCCAGAAGAUGUGGACGUCGGGCAGAUUCGAUCCACCCUUUCUAAGGAUGGACAUUUGACUAUAGAGGCACCAAAGCUCAAACCAGCUAUCAGCGAUAGGAGCAUUCCGAUUGAGGAGCCCAAUGAUCAGUAG